Molecule: messenger RNA, 5531 nt
Organism: Nymphalis io (European peacock)
Lineage: Eukaryota; Metazoa; Arthropoda; Insecta; Lepidoptera; Nymphalidae
Gene: pbl
Product: protein ECT2
Exons: 21
Coding region: 299-4534 (1411 amino acids)
Biological process (GO): activation of GTPase activity; mitotic cytokinesis; nervous system development
Cellular component (GO): nucleus; cell cortex
Molecular function (GO): GTPase activator activity; guanyl-nucleotide exchange factor activity
Source: RefSeq, a predicted model, not a curated record
CUUCAUUUGUACUCGCUUCGUUUACGUCGUGUUAUUGAAAAUUUCAGAAAUGUUAUUAGAUUGGACAGAUCGUCGAUUUUUUCAAAAAAGACCUUGUGUUAUAUAAAGUGAAGUGAUUUGAUGUGUUUUGUUAGGUUUUGUAAAUAGUAUUGUGAUUAAUGUUAUGUGAUUGAUAUAACGAAUCGGUGGUUCGCAAGAUGGACGAAAUGUCUAAGGGCAUGUCACAAGCAGGAAGCAUCUCUUCAACUGACAAAAAUCAGGAGAAUGAUGAUGGCGUAAAGCGUGGUUUGCGGCACGCAUGCCAACCAUGCUAGCGUUGGUAGAGCAACUGCGGUCAUAUCUCGGUGGAGGCUGCUCGACAGCGCCGUGUGUAUACGUGAGCGAAUCGUGCAUCGAGUGCGAACGAGUACGCGCUGCAUGCGAGAGACUGGGUGCGCUGGCUACGGUGCGGGGCCCCGACUCCCUGCCCUCACCGCAGCAGCUGCCGGCGCCACCCUCCUACCUAGUGACCGCUCCAUUUGAGGGAGAACUCUUCGAUGCAGCACAUAAAGCUAAAUAUAGGGUCCUGGGGCCCACAGCAGUGCUGCAGCUGGCGGAGCGCGAGGAGCCACCGCCAGCGAACGCACGACCUCUUUACUCGCUGGCGAUGCGCGGCGCAGUCAUAUGCUUCUCAGGAUUCCGAAAAAAGGAUGAACUUACGUACCUGAUAACACUGAUCCACUAUAUGGGCGGGUCAAUCCGUAAAGACAUGUCGAGUAAGGUGACGCACCUCAUCGCUGCGGCGGCCACGGGUGACAAGUACCGGUACGCAUCGGGCUUUGGGCUGCCCGUGCUGGCGCGCUCCUGGGUCGACGCCUGCUGGGAACGUCGGGACGACCCCGCGUGCCUCGCGACUGACGAUGCUAUGAUUAAGGAGCACAAAUUGAAGGUGUUCGCGGGGGCGCGUGUGUGUUUCGUCGGGUUCCCGGAGGACGAGACGCAGCACAUGGCGGAGGUGCUCGCCAGCAACGGCGGCGCCACCUGCGCGCUCGACGACGCCGACUGCACGCACGUCGUAAUGGCCAAUGGGGAGACUUUCGGUCGUUCGCUUAUCCUAUCACCUCAUCUCAACACUCCCAAUACAUCAGCCAAACCUCUCCAAUCUACACCAAAUCGAUCCCAAACCACUCCUAAGAGCUCUCUCUACCGUAGGCUCUCGGCUCGCCUUUCGGGCCGUCGCGCUAGUCCAAACAAACAAACCAAUCAAACAAACGAUGAAAGAAUUCAAGAUGACAGGGAAGAAUGCUUGAAAUUAGCGAGGGAUAAUAUUAGAAAUAGAUUAAGCAAUGAUAAAGAAAAAUCUCAGUCUGAAGAUAUCAGUAUUAUUAAUAUAGGGAAGUCAUUUAUAGAUGAUAUGUGCUCCGAUGUUCAUGACUCAAGUAAUACAUCUAAUGCUGAAAUGCGGAAAUACAAAGGUAGCAAUAAAGAAAACAAAUAUCUGUCUCAAAUUAUUCACGGUAGUGGCAGAAAUAAUAGCAAAGAAAAGCGAGAAGUCUUUAGAAAUAAGUCUUUAAAUGUAUUUAACAUAGUCGAUUGUUUGGCGGAAGCGGGAUCUCUACAGUCUUCUCUAACGAAGAGCUUAUGUGAAUUAGAUCCGAAAGAUGAUCCUGGUUUCCCGUUACCCGUUUCAGCGGUAAACAAAGAUUUACAACAUUCUAAUACUACCAUCUCUUCUGGUAAAAAAAGAAGUAGAAAUUCUACGGAGUCCAAUUUUCAAAUUAGUAUGAUAGAUAGUAAUAACUUAUCACCUGAUAAAUCUGAAGAUGUUAAUUGGAAGACAAUCAAAAGACUUAAAAUUAAAGAUUCCUUUAAAUUUAAAAAUAAACCUACUAUUUUUAAAAGAACCAAAAAAGAAUCCGUUUCUAAAACAUCGGGAGAUAUCACGGUUGAAGCCUUAACUCCAGAGAUUGUAAAACCUACGGACCCAGCGGGAGAAUUUGUAGCUUCGACUUCCUCACCCAUUAGAGAAUACGACAAUACAUCUAUUUCAUCAAUGAACAUUAGUAAGCAGUCCGGAUUCUUCGAUAUAUCUUUUGCAUCUAUAAGAAGUUCAAAAACUAUAAAAUCAGCAUCGAAAUUAAGAAGGAGCGUAAAGUCGUUUACUGCUUCAUUUAGAAGCGAACGAAAAAAAAAAUAUGAAAAGAGAGCCGAACGCAAUACAGUCCAGGUAGACGCCAAUCACCUACCCGCUGAAUUGAAAAAUAUGUCAACGCCAAAGAGAGAUCUCGACGAUAUGAAUUUCGAUAUAUCUCCGGUCCAAGUGGACACGGUGGACAGCACCGACAUGAGGACACCCGUCAGGGAAGACGUAGAUGUUGACGAGUUGGACGAUUCAGUAAUUUUUAAGACACCUCAAAGCGUAUGGCUCCGCGCCCACCGGCACUCUAUCUGCGGUGGGGCGGAGCGCGGCGGCCCCGCCCCCCGUCCCGCCCCCGCCCCCUCGCCGCGCCGCGCCGAGCUGCGCGCCUCGCCGCCUCCCACCCGCGACGCCCGUGCCUUGUCGCAAUGCCAUGGACUAUCGCUACCGGUGGUAGACGAGCACAACACGGUGGUGGCGCCAGAGUGCUCACUACGAGUCCAUGUCGUCAAGGCGGAGUGGUUUUGGGCUUCGGUGCAAAAUGAGGAGGCGCAGGACGAAAGAGAGUACCUUUUCAAAGACUAUCUGGAGGAGGUGUCGAGGCGGUCGUCGGUGGGCGGCGCGUGCGCGGCGGGCGCGGACGAGGGCGCGGGCGCGGGCGCGGCGGGCGGCACGCCGGCGGCGCUGCAGCGCCUCCGCAAGCGCAAGCUGCGCGGCGGCGACGCGGCGCUGCACAAGCGCCGCUCCUCAGUGGGCGACGCCGUGCUGCUCAGUCUGUCCGGGAACCUGCUCGACUGCACGCCCUCGCCGGACGGCAAGCAGCUACUAGAAGAGUCCGAAGUACCUGACAAUGUGGUGCGAAAAUUGAUGUCACCGCGACAGCAAGUUUUCAUGGAAUUACUUCAGACAGAAUCGAAUUAUGUUGGAAUACUACACACCAUUGUAAAUAUGUUUAAACAACCGCUGGAAGAAAUGGCCGAAGAGGAUAGCAGUAAUGGCAAAAAUCAAGCUUUGCUCAAUAACACGGAACUCAAAAUUAUUUUUGGCAAUUUGCCGCCUAUUUAUGAAUUACACCAACGGAUGCUGGAAGAGCUUCAUUACGCGCAGGCGCACUGGAGCGAGGAGGUGAGCAUCGGGCGGCUCGUGCUCAAGUACACUCCCGACAUGGUGAAGGCCUACCCGCCCUUCGUCAACUUCUUCGAAAACACCAAGGAGAUGCUGCAACAAUGCGACCGUGAGAACCCAAGAUUUCAUGCAUUCCUGAAAAUUUGUCAAACGAAACCCGAAUGUGGACGACAAAGCUUGCAGGAAUUGUUAAUAAGACCAGUGCAGCGAUUACCCAGUAUAAGUCUGUUAUUGGACGAUAUUCUGAAGCACACGCACAAGAGCAACCCCGACCACGCGGCGCUGGUGUCGGCGCUGGCCGGCCUGCGCGAGGUCAUGUCGCACAUCAACGAGGACAAGCGCAAGACCGAGGGGCAGCUGCAGAUGUUCGACAUCUACAACGACAUCGACCAGUGUCCGGCCCAUCUCGUCUCAUCACAUAGGUCGUUCGUAUCCCGCUGUGAAGUGGUUGAGUUAUCGAAGGAACUCUCUGGUCGAGGCGACCAUCUUGUUUUGUUUCUUUUUACGGAUACAAUGGAAGUAUGCAAGAAAAGAUCCAAGGCUUUUAAUAGUAAAAGUCCCACAAACGGCACGGGUACGAUGCGCAUUGGCUCCAGCAAACCGUACCGACACAUCUCUCUCAUGCCGCUCAGCACCGUCAAGCGUGUCGUCGACAUACGGGAAGCGGAAGAUUGUCACAACGUGUUCGCGCUCAUGUGUCGGAGCAACCAGGAGCUGAAGGAGAAGUUGUACUCGUUCAUGAUAACCGAUGAGACCGUCGACAAAUCACAUUUCCUACGACAGCUGUGCAGGCAGAUGGCCAACACUGUCUGUAAAGCGGAUGCCGACAAAUUUCUGGCAUGCCUCGAGUCGCAUCAGCUCGAUAUCGACACCAGCGACCUUGCACUGAGUACUCUCUCUAAAGUAUCCAAGUUCGCAGCUCGCACCAGAAUUAAGCUGGAGGCGCUGGCGGGGCUGGGCGGCUGGCUGCGCGCCGACCCGGGCGCCGUCCUGCUAGACACAUGGGUAUUGCGCGCUCACUUACUCGCACAGGUCGGGCGAGCGCUCUCCUUCAAUAAAACUCCUUCGAAGCUAAAGCGGGCGAUGUCGUCCAUGAUCUCACCGUUCGGCUCCACCUCCAACCUGACUCCCGCCUCGCAACUCGCGCAGAUGAGACUCGCCAGCUGUAAUAAUAUAAACGAGAUGGGCGCGAGCGGCGGCGGCGAGGGCGGCUCGGUGCUGGUGGCGCCGCUGUCGGUGCAGCCCACGCGCAAGGCGGGCGCGGGCGCCGCCGCCGCGCUGCGCCGCUUCUGACGGCGCCCGCAGCGCUCCGUGUGACGCGGGCCGCGCCCUGCUGCGUCGUCGACGCGCUCGUGAUUUGACUUUCGAGUUCGACGACCGACGUUGUCGUCGCUCCACCGCCGGUUCUUAAUAAUCCUAGUGACCCAGUGCCGACGGCGAUCGGACGUAGGGAUGUGGCAAUUGAAUGUAAUUUAUUUGUUACGAGUACUUUUCGGGCUCGGCCCGCCGAGUGUAGCCGUUGGAAUCGGAAGUGCCUUGUAGUAUUGAAAGGAUCGAAACGAUCCGCGUCGGGUCGAAUGUCGACCGAUAGUAUUAUUUUGAAUUGAAAAGUGAGAACGAAGGAGCUUCGAGUGUGAGGGCGGAUUGUAAAUUAGAUUUAUACUAAUCGAUGUGACGGAGAUUGCGUGAUCGUCGAUCGCGUGAUUUGUAGUAUCGAGUUGUGCAACUAUAAACCAAAUGAAAGUCGAAUAAAAUUAAGUCAAUAAGUUUGAUUUUUUCAUAUAGUUGGGUCUCAUCUCCACUAUUGGCAGUUUUAAUCGUGUAGCUAGUUUUGGGAUCUGUGUAAUAUCUUGAAUUAUUUAAAUCGGAUAUUUAAAAUCUUGUGUCACAUAGUAAUAUUGAUAUUAUUGAAUAGUCUUGAGUAAUAUGUACAUAUUGUGAUAUUUUAAUUUAAUCGUGAAAUAGACAGUCGUAGGCUAGAGUAGUGUUGUAUCUGGUAACCUACCAUUUCCGUCUGCUAAAUAUUUUAAACGUUCCUAAUAUUUGCCUUGUCGCUUGUGGACGUUUAAUCCAUUAAAUAUUCAUUUACGAACAUCGACGACCGAUGUCGUUUUUGUUUUCGCGUGCGUGUUUUUUGCUUUUUUUCAUUAAUUUUUUAAAACAAAAAAGCUCAAAGCUUACGACACGCACCGACUUUCAUAUCAUGUGUACGCAUGUUAAUGCAUUGUACAAAGUUCUAUAUUUAUAAAUAUUUUAAAUGAUUGAAAGAAUAAAGGUUUAUUUUCAAUCA